This is a messenger RNA of Drechmeria coniospora, 1392 nucleotides long. Its product is annotated as putative tRNA nucleotidyltransferase. Gene Ontology annotation, molecular function: ATP:3'-cytidine-cytidine-tRNA adenylyltransferase activity; RNA binding. Lineage: Eukaryota; Fungi; Ascomycota; Sordariomycetes; Hypocreales; Ophiocordycipitaceae. The transcript has 2 exons. Gene Ontology annotation, biological process: tRNA 3'-terminal CCA addition. The record is from RefSeq and is a predicted model, not a curated record. Bases 1 to 1392 code for a protein of 463 amino acids.
AUGAUUGGGCCUCGUUCCAUCAAUCUCAACCCUCGUGAGCAAAAGCUUCGCAGCCUGCUUCUUGAUGUCUGCCGCUCUAUCGAUAGUGCUGGCGAUAUCGGUCAGCCCCUGGUCCUACGUUGGGCCGGUGGAUGGGUUCGUGACAAGCUGCUUGGAAUCGAGAGCAACGAUAUCGAUGUGGCUAUCAAUGCCAUGACGGGCAUUCAAUUUGCACAGCGCAUGUGCGACUUCUGCACUACCCCUGCUGCCAUUGAAACUCAUGAAAUUGGGGAUCAUGAUGUUGGAAACCUCCACAAUGUGUCUCGUAAUCCGGACAAGUCUAAGCACCUUGAGACGACCAUGGUCAAAAUAUUCGGACUCGAUGUUGAUUUUGUCAACUUGCGGAAGGAGACGUACGCCGACGACAGUCGGAACCCUCUCAUGGAGUUUGGGUCUCCUAAGGAAGAUGCUCUGCGCCGUGAUGCGACCAUCAAUGCCCUCUUCUACAACCUCAACACUGGUUUCGUUGAGGACUUCACCAGUGGCCUGGCAGACAUGACUGCUUGUACCAUCCGCACUCCACUUGAUCCCCUACAGACUUUCACCGAUGACCCUUUACGCGUCCUUCGACUCUGUCUUGACUAUUUAUUGCGCAACGAUAACCCUGAAUCUGUCGGCUCUCGUCUUGUCCGCUCCUCCGAUUCGUUGUACCUGGCAUGGAGCCUUGCUGCGGUCAGCCCUUGGAUGACCGUCGACGACCCUCCGAAUCACAGCCGCAAGGCCAAUUCGCUCCCCCCCGUCGCUAUAGUUGCUCGAGAAGGGUUUAAGGCUCCCAAUAAGCUGACAGAUGUCAUGGCAGCAAGCCAUCGACAUCGCAAAGAAAUCCUUGAGCUCAAGCGAGUGGUUUGCAGCAAAGGGCCUACCAUGAACCGGCGAGACAUUUUUGGAAUGGCUAUCCGGCGAUGGGAAGCCCAUGGUGGCCAUUGGACUCUGCAGGUUCUCAGCGCCUUGCUUGUCGAAGCCAUGGAUCAGGUCGAGCCACGGGAUGACCGUGGAUUCCAUAUCGACACAAGUGGACCGGGCUGUGGUGCAUUCUGCUCCUCGGCAGAUCGGCUGGAUAGAAACGAGGACCCAAGCCGGGAGUCACGCGAGACUUUCAUUGUGGGAUGGGAAAGCUUUGUGAAUCACCUAGUUGAGAUCGAUGUCUAUGAUGCACCAGCGAUUCAGCGGCUCGUGGAUGGUCGUUCUUUAGCCAAGGCGCUCAGUACUAAACCUGGUCGAUGGACAGGGAAAGGUCUCGAAAUAUGCAUGGAAUGGCAGCUACGCAACCCUCUUGUCACGGACCCACAAGGCGCCAUUGAUGAGGUUCGAAAGAGGUGGAUUGAACUCGAUGGGCCGAGCCCCCACACCUAA